CUUUGGACUGGCCUGCUAGCAGCUUCGAGUUAUAUAUUACUACUACAUCUUUGUCUUUCACUUUCAUUCUCACCAAUCGCCAUCAAAAGGUAGCACUUUACUCUGCACAUGCAGCCAUACCAAAGAGUACCCUCAAAUAUAUAUGGUACUAAAAGGGAAUUAAAGCAGAGAUAUUACUGCUAUAGAGUGGACUGUCUAUGGUGGUGGGCUAGUGAGAGGUCCACGGGACUUUCAGUAAUAGUAUUAAUUAUUUUUGAACUACAAAUCACUAGUCUCAAAUAAAUCAUUAACUUUCUACUUGAAUGCUCCUCACACAACCUUCGUAUAAAGCUUAAUUAACAAAGUAAUACCAGUAUGCCACUACUACUGUCCUUUAUAUUCAGACCCUUAUAUGUAUCCAUCUUCGUAAACUAGUUCGGCAUCUUCAACUGUACAACUUUCUCUCAGUCUCUCUUUCUCUAUCAGCUCUCUGACAGUGUCUCUCCGCUAACUCCAAGUAUGGUACAGGCAAAGAAGUUCAGAGGUGUCAGGCAACGCCAUUGGGGUUCUUGGGUUGCUGAGAUUCGUCACCCUUUGCUGAAGAGGAGAGUGUGGCUGGGAACUUUUGAAACAGCGGAAGAAGCGGCCCGAGCGUACGAUGAGGCUGCUGUUCUAAUGAGUGGACGUAAUGCCAAAACAAACUUCCCAGUGGCAGCACCUAAUGAAAGCGGAAAAGACAACAACACUAAUAUUGUUAAUUCGUCAUUCUCUGGAUCAUCGUCAUCAGCAUCAUCGCUUUCUGCUAUUCUUAGCGCAAAACUUCGAAAGUGCUGUAAAUCGCCUUCUCCAUCUCUCACUUGCCUUAGGCUUGACACAGAGAGUUCCAGUAUUGGAGUGUGGCAGAAGCGAGCUGGGGCUCGGCCUGAUUCUAGCUGGGUAAUGACUGUUGAACUUGGAAAAAAGAAAAUAAAUGACAACGAACCAACCCUAGAGGGGGAGCAAGAAAAAGAUAUAGUAACUACUUCAAUUCCAGAGACUUCAGUGGAGAAAUUAGAAGGCGAAGAACGUGGCAUGAAUGAAGAAGAACGAAUGGCGCUGCAGAUGAUUGAGGAACUCCUAAACAGGAAUUAAUCAAUAAUCAUAAUCUACUUGUUGCACAAGUGGGGCUUAUUAUAGCUGUCAAACUACGUACUUUGGUAAAAUGUUUGGUCUUUAUACGAAGGUGUAAAGAAUCAGAUAUUUUUCCCAAGUUUAAUAAUUAAGUAAUGUGGAGAGUCUAUUAAGGUAUUUUUCCCAAGUCAUUGUCAUUGCUA
Nicotiana tabacum (common tobacco) is the source of this 1292-nucleotide messenger RNA. Its product is annotated as ethylene-responsive transcription factor WIN1-like. The record is from RefSeq and is a predicted model, not a curated record. Gene Ontology annotation, biological process: regulation of DNA-templated transcription. Gene Ontology annotation, molecular function: DNA binding; DNA-binding transcription factor activity. Lineage: Eukaryota; Viridiplantae; Streptophyta; Magnoliopsida; Solanales; Solanaceae.